Messenger RNA from Talaromyces atroroseus, 1242 nucleotides. RefSeq names its product Dol-P-Man:Man(5)GlcNAc(2)-PP-Dol alpha-1,3-mannosyltransferase. The transcript has 3 exons. The record is from RefSeq and is a predicted model, not a curated record. Gene Ontology annotation, molecular function: dol-P-Man:Man(5)GlcNAc(2)-PP-Dol alpha-1,3-mannosyltransferase activity. NCBI's taxonomy places the organism in Eukaryota, Fungi, Ascomycota, Eurotiomycetes, Eurotiales, Trichocomaceae. Gene Ontology annotation, cellular component: endoplasmic reticulum. Bases 1 to 1242 code for a protein of 413 amino acids.
AUGGCGACCUUGAAAUCAGCAAUCACUAGCAUACUAACCAACCCAAAGCAUUCACUAAGGAUCGCACCAUUGCUAGUCCUGGCAGAUGCAUUGCUCUCCGGCCUUAUUAUCUCGAAAGUACCGUAUACAGAGAUUGAUUGGAAAACAUACAUGCAGCAGAUAGCCCUCUACCAAGCCGGUGAACGCGAUUAUACCGCCAUCAAGGGCGACACCGGUCCUCUCGUCUACCCCGCCGCGCACGUUUACGUCUACUCGUUUUUGUACGAAUUAACGAACCAAGGACAAGACAUUGCCCUUGGCCAAAUCAUCUUCGCUGGAAUCUACAUUGCCACCUUGAUCGUCGUCAUGACUUGCUACCUAAGAGCCGGUGCACCGCCAUAUCUACUCCCGCUUCUUGUGCUGUCCAAACGACUGCAUAGCGUCUAUAUGCUGAGGCUUUUCAAUGAUGGUGUUGCCGCAUUUUUCAUGUGGCUGUCGAUAUUGCUCUUCCAGGGAGGAUCGUUGACGCCGGCCGUUACGGUCUGGUCGUUUGGGGUUGGCAUCAAGAUGUCUCUGUUGCUGCUUGCUCCGGCAGUUGCAAUCAUUGUGGCAUUGGCGGGUGGACUUGGGUUGGCUAUACCGCUUGCUUUAAACGCGAUUCUCGUACAGGUGUUGCUUGGUCUACCUUUUCUGCAGGAAAAUGCCAUUGGUUACUUGUCACGAGCAUUUGAGCUAACAAGGCAAUUCCUCUUUGAAUGGACUGUGAACUGGCGCUUUGUUACGGAGGAGGUCUUUGAAUCAUAUUUUUUCUCCGUCAAUCUUCUCGGUAUACAUGCCAUCCUUGUCCUUGCCUUCCUUGCGACUCGUUGGAUUCGCCCAUCCGGUCAAGAACUUGAUUCCUUUUCUCAGCAAUUCAUCCGGGGCCGUGCACCAAGAUUCACUCUGUCCAGCGCCUAUGUCACUACAACGCUCCUCACAUCAAUCGUCAUCGGCAUGCUCUGCGCAAGAUCGCUGCACUAUCAAUUCUUCGCAUACCUCGCCUGGGCUACUCCAUUCUUGCUGUGGCAAGCGAACCUCCACCCAGGGUUGAUAUACGCAAUUUGGGCGGUGCAAGAGGGGGCCUGGAAUGUUUUCCCCAGCACCAUUACCAGUUCGGUUGCGGUUGUGGCUUGUUUAGCUGCUCCAGUUGUGAUGCUUUUGGUGAACGAUAAUAGUUUGCAUGGACCGCAAGAUGAGGCGGAAGAAACCCUAAAAACAAAGUAG